UCCCUGCCUUUCACACCCUACCUCCCCUUAAGGCCUGUCCCAGUUGUGUUCCCACAUCCCUUCCCUUCCCACCUAGUCUGGUAGCUACCAUGAAUCCCUCUGCAGCUGGCAGAAAAGACUUCUGGAACAGGCUGUACCUGUGGCUGGACUGGAAACAGCGAUGCCAGACUGGGAUGGAACAAAGACAGGUAAUGAAAUCCUUUCCAGUUUGCCCCUGCAGAUGGCUCUCUACUUCAACGUGUAUUACUUCCCUUUUUGGUGGCUCAGCACAGUUGUCAUGCUCUGUCUGAAGUACCAAGCCUUGUCAGACUACUGCAAGUUCAUCCUGGUCACCAUCGUGGUCCUGGGCUCUCUGAUCGAGGCCAUUCGGCUCUACCUGGGGUACAUGGGCAACCUGCAGGAGAAGGUGCCUGAGCUGGCUGGGUUUGGGCUGCUCAGCCUUCUGCUGCAGCUGCCUCUGGUUCUCUUCUUGCUGUUCAGCGAAGCCCUGCAGAGCCAGCCGGCCGAGCGUGCCCUCCAUGCCAUCUUUGCCCUCUUCCUUGUCUUCCAAGUCAUCACCACCUUUGUCACCCUCAGGAGCAUGGUCAACAAGCUGACCACUCACUUCCACCUGGCUGAAUUUGACCUGCUGGAGGGACAGUAUGGGCCUGAUGUUGACAGCCUGGGCCAAGGAAGGAGAGCAGCUCCCGUGGUUGGCAGAGGCCCCAGUGCCAGCUGGGCAUCACGUGCCUGAGGGUCUGAGAAGCCAACAAAGAGAGGCCUCUUGGUGCUGCAUUUUGUGGGCUCCUUCUUUCACCUCCUUGCUGCAGAGAGAUUCCAAAGUGGGCCUUGCUGGAGAGCCAAGAUGAAACCUCAGAGACUCCGAUCUGCAAGGAAGAUUGAAGCUGGUGCCAGCAGUGGAACAAAACUGGAAGUGGGGAGAUAGAGAGUGGAUGUGAGGAAGAAGCUUUUCCCCAUGAGGGUGGUGAGAGCCUGGCAGAGGUUGCCCA
This is a messenger RNA of Indicator indicator, 989 nucleotides long. RefSeq names its product transmembrane protein 17 (gene TMEM17). NCBI's taxonomy places the organism in Eukaryota, Metazoa, Chordata, Aves, Piciformes, Indicatoridae. The coding region runs from base 161 to 733 and encodes 190 amino acids. Gene Ontology annotation, biological process: non-motile cilium assembly. The transcript has 4 exons. Gene Ontology annotation, cellular component: ciliary transition zone. The record is from RefSeq and is a predicted model, not a curated record.